Leishmania mexicana MHOM/GT/2001/U1103 is the source of this 576-nucleotide messenger RNA. RefSeq lists its product as hypothetical. NCBI's taxonomy places the organism in Eukaryota, Euglenozoa, Kinetoplastea, Trypanosomatida, Trypanosomatidae. Bases 1 to 576 code for a protein of 191 amino acids. The transcript has a single exon. The record is from RefSeq and is a predicted model, not a curated record.
AUGCCAUCAAGCGUCGCCUACGUCUUGGGGACAGAAAGCUGUGGAAAGACAGACCUCGUCCACCAGCUGGAGUAUCUCACUCAGGGGCUUGUGCGCACGGUGCCGACUGCCUGUACGCCGACGACGGGGCAGGAAGUGACGGAGCUCAGUAUCCGCUCCCCCGCUGGCAAAGGGAAGGUCACAAUCGAGGUGCGGGAGCUGGGAGGGUCUCUGGUGAACACCUGGGAGAGCUUUAUUGAGUCUCGAAAGGCCAAGGACGACGGCAGCGGUGACACAGCGUUUCUUCUGAUCUACGUCGUCGACGGAGUGGCUCCUCACCAGCUGCCGUUGGCUUCCACCAUGUUCCGUUAUCUCACGCAGGGCCGCCAUGCACCCUGCGCAGGAUGGCCAACGCUCAUCGCCGUGCAGAAAUGCGCCAGUGUAAACGCCGUCACGGCAGAGGAAGUGCGGAGCUUCUUCCUAGACGAGGCGGAAGCGCCGGUAAAUGUCGACGUGGUUGAGGUAGACUCGUGGAAUGGUAUCGGAGCAGGGGACGUGCUCAGAGGGAUCGAGGCAGUUUUUGGUGGCCUUCAGUAG